Messenger RNA from Tetrahymena thermophila SB210, 2097 nucleotides. RefSeq names its product AMP-binding enzyme family protein. The transcript has 3 exons. NCBI's taxonomy places the organism in Eukaryota, Ciliophora, Oligohymenophorea, Hymenostomatida, Tetrahymenidae. The record is from RefSeq and is a predicted model, not a curated record.
AUGAGAAACUGUAUGUUCGAUUUGUUUUCAUCUCAUUUUUUUUUUAAAGUUAAUGGAAAAUCUAUAAAGCAAGGAACAUCUUUAGGUUCAUUUGUCUCUUUUGUCAUUAUUACAUUGGGAAUUAGUUAUUUAUGCUACCUCUUGAAUUAGUACUUCAAUAAUUAAAUAGAUCCAAAUUAUAGAGCAUAAAAUUUUACUAAUAACUAGUCAAUUGAUUUAGAUUUAUCAGAUGACUUAAUAUCCUUCAGAUUCGAAUACGAUUAUAACUUAAGCGUUGAUGUUUUGUAGGCUUAGACAAAUAAAACUUAUGUAGUUUACAUGGCUUAUUUUAUUUAACUUCAAUAAUCUGGUUAUUAGAUGAUCCCAAUUAAUAUAGUAAAAUGUAAAAAUCCUAAAUUACUAGGAUAUAACUGCAUAGAUUAUUCUACAAUUUCUAACUCAACUUUGCUGUAAGAUAGCAUUGAAAACAUUCAGACGCAGAUUUAAAUAUUUGUUUAUGGAUGUCUAGAUUAAGAUUUUCAGAAAACAACAAUUCCUAAUAAUUGUGCUCAGUAAUCAGAAAUUAAUGAUGUAAUUAAUGGAAUUAAUGCUUUCUUCAAGCUAUAAAUAAAGACUUCUUAGUAUAAUGUCAAGUCAAAGCAAUUUCAAACAGCCUACAGGAGUUCACAAAUUUUUACUCUAACCAGCUAGUAUAUACAAAGUACUUUGAAAAUUUAAAAGUAAAUAACUACUGUGAAAGAAGGAUUCUUUUUUUAAUCUGAAUUAACUUAAGAAUCUCCUUAAUAAUAUGAUUUAGAAGUAUAAACACUAGAUAGAUAAUCAGCUAUUUAGUUGAUGAAUCUAUAGUGCUACUGUUAAUCAGGUGUAAUUGUAGAUUAAUUAUACCAGCAAGUUCAAAUUUAAUAUCCAACAAUCCCAUCUAUUCUAGCACUAGCAAAUAGUGUUUUUUCAAUUCUAAUGCUACUAGGAUUCAUAGGUAGAAGAUUUUCUCUUAAAUUAAUAGAUAAAAAAUUUUUUAUGAUUUUAUUUCAAAACAUAUUCCAAUAAUCCUAUAUUUAAGUUCUUAGCUUAAAUAACUUGCUAGAGAAAAAAAUGGAAAAAAACUAGUAAAAUAAUUUAUAAAAUGAGCAAAUUUAAAGAAAAACAGAUGAAUCAGAAGAAAUUAAUAUUUAGAAAGAGAACGAAAGUGCCAUUGAUAAGUCUAACAGCUUAUCUCCCCCGCUUUAUUUUAAACCAAUGAAAUUAUUGAACAUGCGAAAUUCUGUGAAUAAUAAAGAUGAACACAAUUCAUCUGGAAAAAUAGACUUUUAGCCUUCCCAAAAACAUAUUUCUGAAUUAAAUAUUCCUAAUAUUUUAACUUUUUAAGAUUAAAAAGAAUCAUUAGAAGAAACUUGUAAUUAAUCAAAAGAAUUCCUUUAAACUAAAAAUAAAUUUUAAGAGAAAUUAUUUUAAAACGAAAGAUCAUUUUACUCAUAAAAUGAGUAGAAAAUUAACAGGAUUAAAGUAACGAGCAUUUCACUUUUCGAAUAGAGAUAAAAGAGUAAUAGCAAGUAUUUGAAAACAAAGAAGUUAAUUUAUGAGAAAAAGUAAUUUUAAGAAGAUUUCAGCAAAUACAACCAAAUAAUCAAAUCUCUUCAAAGCAGAAAGGCUUAGAUUGAACUCUAAAAAAUUUUAAACAAAUCUAGAAUUCUUUCAAGAAACAGCAAGGAAACUAAAUCAAAAAACUUGAAUGACAUUCAAAAAUAAAAUAUUUAGAAUUUACUAGAUAGAGAACUUGAUAUUUAUUAGUUUUAUGAAGAUAUUUUGUUUCUCAAAAAGGCUGUAAUGAUUUUGCUGAGCUAAGAUUAGUUGGCUGCUUUGAAACUAGUAGGAUGCUCUUCCUAAUUUCUUGAACUUAAUUUAAAAGAGCUAGAAGAGAGCUAACUUUAGUUGUAAAAAAACUUGAGCCAUUUUGAAGAAUAAUUUGCAAUUUAGUUAUCAAAUGAAUUAAAAAUAGAAAACAUUAAAAAAUUCUUACAAAAAUGCUAAAACAAAAACAACUUAUCAGACAUAGAUCUUAGAAUAAUUUCUUCAAUUUCUAGCAGUUUAAAUCUUUGA